Molecule: messenger RNA, 14451 nt
Organism: Loxodonta africana (African savanna elephant)
Lineage: Eukaryota; Metazoa; Chordata; Mammalia; Proboscidea; Elephantidae
Gene: WDR27
Product: WD repeat domain 27
Exons: 20
Coding region: 9967-12204 (745 amino acids)
Molecular function (GO): protein binding
Source: RefSeq, a predicted model, not a curated record
UGCCCUCUCCCCACCCCCCCAUCCCCUGCGCAGUGUCCGCUGGCGGCCCCCGAGUUGGUGGUCAGCGGGUGCGGGAGCAGAGUGCCACAGGGACAGGUCUUAGCCUUUCAAAUGCCUGGCAACGGAAAAGCCUGUAAAAGCAGCAGCCUCUGGCUGUGGGUAGUACUUUCUCAGGGGGCCAAGGGAAGUUCUAUGAAGCUCAGCAGCCCUGUCUAGCAGAAAGGGCUACAGAAUUCAUUUGUUUUGUUUUUAAAUUUAAUUGAAACAGCGAAAUAUAAAAAAGUAGUUUUUGCUUUUAAAAAUUAUUUAAUAACUUAGGAAAAGACACAAAGACGUGGAAAUGCCUCGGUAUCGUUCCGUGUGUUCCCACACCUGUUGCCAGCCGCUGCUCAGUUUUAUACUAACUACUCCAUUCCUGGAAACCCUGGUGGCGUAGCGGUUAAGUGCCACGGAUGCUAACCAAGGGCUCGGCAGUUCAAAUACGCCUAGGCGCUCCUUGGAAACUCCAUAGGGCAGUUCUACUCUGUCCUAUAGGGUCGCUAUGAGUCGGAAUCGACUCGAUGGCACUGGGUUUUUUUUUCUUUUUAACUCCAGUCCUCAGGACAGUUAGAAUUAGACCUCUCUCCUGUCCUGGACAGUGUAGGAGUGUCUCUCUUCUAGCUGCUAUAAAGUAAAUCAUCAUGAGUACUUCAGUUGCACUGGCAUUUGUCAUCUUGCAAUGUGAGCUCAGGUUGCCACCUAACUAUUCACAUCAUGCUUUCCUAACUCAGCAAAAUGGCACAAUUCUGGUUUGCUUAGUUAUUCAAAGAGGGAUUUUGAUCUUUUCCAAUCAGAAAGGAGUGAAUUUCUCUUUCUGAAAACACACACACACACACAAACACACGAGAAAAGAUCCAGAUGGAAAUAUACUGUUUUAACAGCAGUGCCUCUUGAGGAGCAGAGAACAUAUAUAUAUAUAUAUUUUGUGUAUAUUUUUCAAUUUUCUACAAUUUAUAUAUACUGCUUCUGCAUUGGUAAGAAAAGUAUUAGUCUUCAGUUUAUCUAAGGUACCACCUACUUUGUGUUUAUUGACUUAAUUUUAAAACAAAAGUAGCUCUCAGUGCCUUCUCCCUGCAUUUGCUUGAACUGCUAACGUAGUACUAAAUAUAAUAAAAAAUUAGUUUAUCCUGUAGACUUAUUCCUAUGCAUGUUGUUAAAAUAAAAGCAAUAUUAAGCCAAUGAUAGGAAUUGGUUGAUUUUAUUUGUGGGUUGGGCAGCACUCUUGACUAAAAAAAAAAAAAAAGGAAUACUCUGGAGAAGAAAGAUUUUUUAAGGCUUAUAUAUCUCAGUGGAAAGAGGGUCAGAAUAGGAUUUAAAAAAUAACUUGUGGAUAUGUAUGAUUUUAUGCAACAUUUCUUGAAAAAUAAGUUAAAUAAUCAAUGACUGACCUUAAAGCAUAGCUUUUCAUCUAACCUUUCAUGUUGCUGUUGUGAGUUUGUUUGUCAUAUUUGGCAAAUCUGGUUCAAAAGAUCUCUUUAAAGUGCUAAAAAGCAAAGAUGUCACCUUGAUGACUAAGGUGUACCUGACCUAAGCUGUGAUAUUUUCACUUGCCUCAUAUAUAUGCAAAAGCUGACAAUGAAAAAGGAAGACCAAAAAGGAAUUAUCCAAGUUGUUGUGCUGGUGAAGAGUACUGAAUAUACCACAGACUGCCAGAAGAACAAACGAAUCUGUCUUGGAGGAAGUGCAGCCAGAAUGUUCCUUAGAAGCCAGUUUGGUGAGACUUCGUUUUGCAUACUUUGGACGUGUUUUCAGGAGGAAUCAGUCCCUGGAGAAGGACAUCAUGCUUGGUAAGGUAGAAGGUCAGUGAAAAAGGGGAAGACCCUUAAGGGAUGGAUUGACACAGGAACUGCAACAGUGGACUCAAACUUAGCAACAAUUGUGAGGAUCGCACAUGACCAGGCAGUGCUUCGUUCUGUUGUCUAUAUGGCCACUGUGAGUCAGAGCUAACUUGAAGGCACAUGACCAGGCAGUGCUUCGUUCUGUUGUCUAUACGGCCACUGUGAGUCAGAGCUGACUUGAAGGCACAUGACCAGGCAGUGCUUCGUUCUGUUGUCUAUAUGGCCACCGUGAGUCAGAGUUGACUUGAAGGCACAUGACCAGGCAGUGUUCCGUUCUGUUGUCUGUACAGUCACUGUGAGUCAGAGCUGACUUGAAGGCACGUGACCAGGCAGUGCUUCGUUCUGGUGUCUAUACGGCCACUGUGAGUCAGAGCUGACUUGAAGGCACAUGACCACAGCAGCAGCAACGAUACAUGCACACGAAAGCUGAAUAGUGAAGAAGGAAGACAGAAGGAUUGAGGCGUUAGAAUGGUGGCGUUGGUCAAGAACAUCAGAUACCUCGCGGACUGGCAAAAGAACGAAAAAAAAAAACAGUCCUAAAAAAAUUACAACCAGAACGUUCCUCAGGAGGGAGAUGGCAAGACUUUGACUUGCUUACUUUGAACACAUCAUCAGGAAAAACCAAUUGCUGUAAAAGGACGUUAUGCUUGGUAGAGGGGCAGGAAAAACAAGGGAAACCGUCAAUGAGAUGGAUGGACAUAAAAGCUGAAACAAUGGAUUCAAAUAAUACGUUGUCUGAUUUCUUGACUGCUGCUUCUGUGAAUGUUGAUUAUUGAUCCAAGUAGGAUGAAAUCAUUGACAAUUCAGUUUUUUUUCCAUUUAUAAUGAUGUUGUUUAUUGGUGCAGUUGUGAGGAUUUUUCUGUAGUGUUUGUAGGUCUAACUAUCAUCCAGGAUCAGGAAGCUUUCUUAAACAACACAGACAUGGAAACAAGUGGGGUGCACCAGGAUUGCUGUUCUCUUCCCAAAGAAUCACAGAGAGCCCACUUCCCAGCCUUUCUGACUUUGCUUACACUUUGCUCAGAGUUUGGAAUGCAGGGCCAAAGGACCCUCUGAGUUCACAGCCCCCGAGUUCCCUCUGAUUUUAAAUGUGAGUGUGCAAUGACUCUACUGCGUGAGCAAUGAAUUCUGAAGUCCGUGAGUACGUGGACAGACUUUAGUGUUGUAACCAAGUGACAGGUUAGAGGAUUACCAUGCAGCAAAAUAAGGGCUGGAAACCCUUAUUUUGGGCGUAGUGGUGGUGUAGUGGUUAAGAGCUACAGCUGCUAACCAAAGAGUUGGCAGUUCAGAUCCGCCAGACGCUCCUUGGAAACUAUAUGGGGCAGUUCUACUCUGUCCUAUAGGGUUGCUAUGAGUUGGAAUUGACUCGACGGCACUGGGUUUGGUUUUGGGUUAAAAAAAGGGCUAACGUUUAUAGGGAGUCCCUCACUUACGACAUAUUUGAGUUAGGAUGAACUGUGCUUACAACCUUUUUUUUUUUUUUUUUGGUACAUCUUAUCGUUACUAAAGUCAGGAAAGGUGUGUGUCAGGGUUGUACCCUUUCACAGUACUUAUUCAACCUGUAUGCUGAGCAAAUAAUCUGAGAAGCUGGACUAUAUGAAGAAGAAUGGGGCAUCAGGAUUGGAGGAAACCUUAUUAACAACCCGUGAUAUGCAGAUGACACAACCUUGCUUGCUGAAAGUAAAGAGGACUUGAAGCACUUACUGAUGAAGAUCAAAGGCCACAGCCUUCAGUUUGGAUUACACCUCAACAUAAAACAAAAAUCCUUACAACUGGACCAAUAAGCAACAUCAUGAUAAACAGAGAAAAAAUUGACGUUGUCAAGGAUUCGUUACUUGGAUCCACAACCAAUAACCAUGGAAGCAGCAGUCAAGAAAUUAAACAAUGCAUCGCAUUGGCCAAAUCUGCUGCAAAAGACCUCUUUAAAAUGUUAGAAAGCAAAGGUGUCACUUUGAGGACUAAGGUGCACCUAACCCAAGCCCUGGUCUUUUUAAUUGCCUCAAACGCAUGCAAAUACUGGGCAAUAAAAAAGGAAGGCGGAAGAGGAAUUGAUAUAUUUGAAUUGUGGUGUUGGUGAAGAAUAUUGAAUAUUCCAUGGACUGCCAGAAGAACGAACAAAUUACCCUUAGAAGAAAUACAACAAGAGCGUUUAUUAGACGCAAGAUGGAGAGACUUCACCUAAUUUACUUUGGACAAGUCGUCAGAAAAGACUGAUCGAUAGGAAGGGACAUUAUGUUUGGUUAAGUAGAGGGUCAGCAAAAUCAAGGGAGACCCUCAAUGAAGUGGAUUGACACAGUAGCUGCAAUAAUGGAUUGAAACAUGGCAAUGAUCAUGAAGAUGGCGCAGGAACUGUCAAACGUUUCAUUGAUAAGGUCACCAUGAGUUAAAACUGACUCAUUGGUAACUAACAACAACGAAGAUUUUUUAAUGCUUUCCUUUCCUAAUUCUUAGCAUUGUAUCUACAUGAAAACAAGAUCUAUAUUAAUUUUAUGUAGUAUAAGAAAUUAUAGAAAACAUUCCACUUCUAUUUUUACAUUACGUGAAAGACACUUUCUAGUUGCUAUUUAAGAAAUACUGUUUUUCCCCAUCUUGCCAUAGUUCACGUAUUGUAUUAUAUUUGGUGCCUUCUAUUGGACAUGGAUGGAUGGGAGGAUGGUUGGAUGGGGACAUAAAGUAUAAAGUGGGUCCAAUUUAUUUUCAGAAAUAAUCGAAUUACUACAAUUUAAAGAAGAUCGCCAUUUUGUGCCUUAGUUUGGAUGAAGACACAUGUGCAGACACAGCCACUAGUGGGCAGUAGUAACUGACUGGAAAUCUUUCCAAGUGUGGGGGGAAAGCUCUUCCUUCAGGAAGAACAAACUUGAACUUUCUCUAGAUCCCCUCCCCCCACCUUCCUACAUCAUCAUUUCUCCAGCCUUUGUUGGCCGGAUGCAAAAACUGGAGCGUACGAGAAACAGAAUAAAGGAACCAGUACACCCCGAGUGCUGGGAAAAUGAUGGCUCACAGUCUGUGUCACAGGACUGAGAGGAAUUGAAGGCUUUCUACUUUCAGGACAACUAGAAUUCGUUAAUAUCACAUGCUAGUAAAAUUUUCCUGAUGAUAAUUUAAAAAUGGUUGGACCAGUACAUUAUCAGGGAACUGCAGAAAUUCAAGCCAGCUCCAGAAAAGGACGUAGAACAAGGAAUAUCAUUGCUGAUGUCAGAUGGGUUUUGGCUGAAAGCAGGUUACCCCAGAAAGAUAUUUAUCUGUGUUUUAUUGACUAUGCAAAGGUGCUUGACUGUGUGGAUCAUAGCUAAAGAAUAGAAAUUCUAGAACACUUAAUUUUGCUCAUGCAGAACCCUUACAUAGACAAAGAGGCUGUUGUUGGAACAGAACAAGGGGAUGCUGUGAGGUUUAAAAUCAGGAAGGAUGUACGUCAGGGUUGUAUCCUUUACCAUACUCAAUCUGUAUGCUGAACAAAUAAUCCAAGAAGCUGGACCAUAUGAAGAAUGGGGCAUCAGAUUUGGAGGAAGACUUGUUAACAACCUGUGCUAUGCAGAUGACACAACCCUGCUUGCUGAAAGUGAAGAGGAUUUGAAGCACUUCCUGAUGAAGAUCAAAGACCACGCCUUCAGUAUGGAUUACACAUCAACAUAAAGAAAACCAAAAUCCUCACAACUGGUCCAAUAAGUAACAUGAUAGAUGGAGAAAAUAUUGAAGUUGUUAAGGAUUUCAUUUUACUUGGAUCCACAAUCAGUGGCCAUGGAAGCAGCAGUCAAGAAACCAAAUGAUGUAUUGCAUUGGGCAAAUGUGCUGCAAAAGACCUCUUAAAAGUGGUAAAAAGCAAAGGUGUCACUUCAAGGACUAAGGUGUGCCUGUUCCAAACCAUGGCAUUUUCUGUCACCUCACAUGCGUGCAAAACCUGGAGAAUGAACAAGAAAGACCAAAAAAGAAUUGACACCUUCGAAUUGUGGUGUUGGCGAAGAAUAUGGAAUACACCGUGGACUGCCAGAAGAACAAACAAAUCUGUCUUGGAAGAAAGACGGCCAGAAUGCUCCUUAGAAGCGAGGAUGGCCAGACUAUGUCUCGUGUACUUUGGACAUGUUAUGAUGUCCCUGGAGAAGGACAUCAUGCUUGUAAAGCAGGGGGUCAGUGAAAAUGAGGAAGACCCUGAGGAGUUAGAUUGACACAAUGGCUGCAACAGUGGGCCCAGACAUAGCGAGAACUGUGAGGAUGGUGCAAGACCACGCAGUGUUUCUUCCUGUUGUCCAUGGAGUUGCCAUGUGUCCAGGCUGACUGGAUGGCACCUAACAACAACCGAAUUCAUUUCAGUAAUUAUUCUCCUGUUUUAAAAUAAAGGAAUGGAGGUGACCAUCAUAUUCUCUGGGGCAAUAAAUAUUCUAAUGCUUUUUAAGUCAAUAUGGGCCAAGUGUUUUUGGACCAAAUAAGGACAAAACAAAACACACCCAGUCACCAUGGAGUUGAUUUCCGACUCCUGGCAACCUUGCGUGUGUGAGAGAACUGCUCCACAGGGUUUUCAGUGACUGAUUUCGUGAAUGUAGAUCAUCAGGCCUUUCUUUCGAGGGAACUCUGAGUGGACUCGAACCUCCAGCCUUUGAGUUAGCCACUGAUUCAGUUAACCAUUUGCACCACCCAGGGGCAAAUAAGGAAAAGAUGGUGUCAAUUCCUGGUUUCCACAUUUGUGCUCCUUUUCCCAGUGGUCUCCUUGUGCAUGUGAGGCAGCACAGGAGGCUUUACACAGUGUGGUUCCGUUGACUCGAGGGGAACUGUAGGGGGUGUGUUGCAUAAGGGGCAGUACCUGCAGUCAGCAGACACCUUGACAUGCCCCGUCUGUUGUUUCCUUGUGAUGGUGCCUGUGUGACGGCAUCCCAUAUCUUUUUUAUCUUAGAGUGCUUUACUGUUCAUUUUCACCAUUGCAAUGCAAUACGGUCAUCCAUUAUUUCAGACUCUUGAAGAUCACAGAGAGCCUAAAAAGCCCCAGAGAGCUUAAAAAAGAGAAUCCUCACCAAAUCCAAAGGCAGGAGGACUGGAACCAGAUGCUGGAAAAGUAGUGUUCCUCCUCUCACUUCUUUGCUCCCCCUGCAGACCAGCAUCCUCUGCCCAGGGCCCAGGCCAGGAUAAGGCUCCCCCAGCCUUGAGACCUCAGGAUACUCAUCCUCAACCUGCUUCCUUCCUGAGGAGGGUCUAUUGCCCAAAGAAGAGAGAACCACGGUGAUUUAGGGAAAUAAUCCACUGGGUGUCCACGGCAGAUUGUGGUUUUAGGAUUUACCUGAUCUUGCUCUGUCCUGCAUGUGCGAGCCCAUUUGAAAGAGCCUUGAAGAAGGGAGGGAUAAAGCUGGUGACUGAUGGGUGUGAGGGCAAACAAAGGAAGGAGUUGACACCCACUCGGGAACCAGGGACAUAGUUGUGCUAUCAGGAGGGAAACGGAGAUAGAAUAGGAAGCAGAGUCUAGGGGAAGUUGAGGGGAGUGGCUGAAGAUUGUGUAAUCAUCUUCCAUUGUUUGAGUGGUUCUCCAUUCAAGCCUGCUGAGGCAGAGUCUGAUGAGCUUUCAGGUUUGGCAGUCAGACCAUUGCAGUAGCCGUCUUUCCUCCCAGGCUGGGUAUCUCUUGAUUCUGACCACCUUGUACAUGACUGCCAGAUUAAUAGCCAGUUUUUCUAAAUGGCAACUAUAAUUUUCUCACCUCUGUUCAAAACCAUUGAUAGAUACAUUUAGAUAUGUCUACUUGGUCUACUGCUGUUUGCCUGUCCUGCCUGCUUCCCAGUGAUCCAUAGCAUCUUCCCCACGUCUCUCUCUCCCCUAUCUCUGCUGACUGUCUCCACCGUCCUCCUCAAUAUUAAUUGCUACUUUUCCCAGGAAGCCUUUCCAGAUCUCUGUGAAGGGAGUUAAUGGCUCCUUCCUUUGAGUCCACGUGUGCAAUGGUUGGUGUAGUGUCAGAACCUGUCUAACUUUUGGGGGGAUGAUGACAAGGGUCGGCCCAAGGCUGAUUGCCAUGAGGUGGACGUCAGGCAUACCUCUACUCUCCAACCUUUUACCAACUCUGACACCACCCGCCCCUCCCACAGACUCUACCUCUUUUCUGAGCUUGAUAAUCUGUUGCAGUGGCUACACAGGACUCACAGACCAUACUUAGAGUUAAGUGGUUUAUCAAGGAAGUAACAGGGCACAACUGGCACAACUUGGGAUCAGGUUCAACAGGCUCUACAACUCAGGAUCAGGAAGCAUGUAGGCAAAGUCUCCUGCUUCAGUGCAGGACAGCUCUCUCAACUCCUUUAGGCCUUGGAGGGCUCCUCUCAGCUCCCUCAGGACAGGCCUCCUCUUGGCUCUGCUGUCCGUCACUACUGUCUUUGCUGCUGGGUCCCUUCUGUUACAGCCCUUGACCCAGGUUACAGCUCUUUUAGAGGUGCCUUGCCUUCUUUCUCUCUGUUUCUCUCUUACCUUUCCUCUUUUCUGCUUCCUCCUGCUUCCUUUAUGCCUUCUUCUUUCUGUGUCUAAAACCUCCGGGGUGGGGGUGGGGGUCAGCUGCAUAUAUACAAAACUUCUUGUCAAUUUCAAGACUUGGCCUCACCCAGCAGGGGGCCACAGACUGAUCAAUCCUGUCUCCGUUGGCCACAGACAGUUCAUUUGCAUAGUAAGCAUGAAGGGCUACAACUCACCUCAUUUCCAUAGUCAUUGACCAGUCCCUGCAAGAUGCAUAAAAUAGACCAAUCACAGGGCAGGCUGCAGCCCAGGGCCAGACAAAAAGUAUCAAACCGCAAGUUGUGUACAGCUUACCCAGGAAGUGUCAGUCAGCCUGGACAAAAGUAACACAUCCUCUGGGGUCGAAAACUAGGGCAAAGGUGACUCUCCUCAGGGCUUAGGGGAGAAUCUCUCAAGCUGUUUUUCCAAAGAACCAAGAAGAAAGGCCAGAUAAAGGAACUCAUUUCGCCACAGUGCAUAGGUGUUGUGUGUGACCAGGUCGUGAGGGCUUUUGCUUACCUUUGUUCAGCCAUCCAGUUUAUCAGCAGACCAUCUUGGCUGUGUUUUCAAAAUGGGUCUUGGGAUUAGUGAUUACAUAUUAUGAAGUUAUUAACUGAAAAUGGAAUAAAAUUCUUAAAUGUAUCAACUUUUUAAUUAAUUUAUACAUAUAAGGCAUAGCUAGUGAAUCUCUGAUUAUAUAAUCCAAGGUAAUUUAGCUUUCAUGGCAUAGAAUGUUGUGAAAUAGUUGAAAAAGCCCCAGAUUAGCAGUUAGAAGACCUGGAUUUAUAUUGCAGUUUUCCAUCAACUAACUAAUUUGCUUUGGUCAACUUAGAAAAUAACUUCGUAUCUUAAUCAUGGAUAAUAGUAAUCAAUUUCAGUAACAGAGGCAGGCAGUCUCCGAGCCCAGCCCUUCUGAGAGACACCUGCUCUGGUUUAUCCCCCUACAUUGAGCAGGAUAAGCUGCACAUUCUUCUCGAAUUGUCCUUGACAAGAUGACCACAAAUGAGGCCGUAGAUGGCCUCAACCCACCUUUGGGCAGAGACUUAGCAUCCUAGUGAAAGAAAAUCAACCUGUUCCUCUACCCUGGCGAUCGAACGCCUGUCUAAAGAAAAUGCGUAGUCAUCCCCAAGCUCUGAGCACCUGUGUAAAGUUCAAUCUUGAAUAUUUGUGAUGAAUUUGCAUUUCCUUGUCUGCUCUCUGUAAAAGCCCACCUCCACAAGCUUCCUGCUAGCAGUCUUGGAGGUAGCAACCCUGACUGCUCCUUUCCUUGUACAAUGAAAUAAAGGCAUCUUUCUGAUUUUCCUCUUUAUUGGCUAUAAUAAGUCACUCUGAGCAAAACCUGGGUUUUUCACUCAGCAGCCUAACUACCUUUUGAACUCUUUAUUCGGUACCAGUACUGGACCAAUACCUUAUAUAUUGUCAUUUAGUCUGUGAGGUCGUUAUUCUCCACUUCACGGAUGUGCAAACAGGCCCAGAACAUUGAGUGAGGAUCCUGGUACCUGAACCCACACUGUUGAAUUCGAAGGAAAAAGUUGUGUGUGGGAUCUCUCGUACUGCUUGUGUUGUUGUUUUUAUUCGGGGUGGAGGGGUAAGUAGGUUGAUACGAUGUGUUGUGUGUGUGCGAUCAUGCUGUAAUUAUGAAUAAAUUACAUAGAUUGUUAAAUAGAUUGACUCUUAUGUCCUAUUCAUAUGUACUUUGCACUGUCAGAUUGAAGAUGGAUGGACCACAAAACGUCUCCAGUGGUGACGGCUGCGUAGGGGAUGUAGUUACAGAAAAGUACGUGGUGGAAUCCACGGAAUAUGCCUCGCACGUUCAGCUGGCCUGCAGUGAGCCUUACUGUGCCUUUCCUCUAAAUGGACAUGAGCUUUGUGUUUGGAAUGCCAGGAGUCCUUCUGACCAGUUUCUAAUCCUAAGAGGACACCAUCAGUCCAUAACUGCCGUGGCUUUUGGAAAUAAAGUGAGUCCGCUUCUUGUCUGCUCUGCGUCACGUGACUACGUCAUAGUGUGGAACUUGGAGGAGUGCAAAGAGAAUGCACUCCAGGCGUAUCCUCUUCUCAGCGUGUUCAUCGAUGAAGAGACGAAACAGCUUGUGACUGGGUGUGCUGAUGGCCAGCUUUGGGUCUUCAGUUUGGAUGAAACACAUCAUUAUCGUUGUGUGACACGUGUUGACCUGAGGAAAAAGAGACAGCGUUUCUCCGCCACGAAGGUGCAGUCUGGAUCGGGUGGCCCCUCAGGAGAGAGUCAGCUGUCCUCUACAAAUGAGCAGGAAAAAGAAGAGAGGAUUGAAGCUGCAUUUCUUGUCCUACAACUGGAACGCUGUGACCUGUCCCACAUUCUGAAUCCUGGGUGUGAAUGCCUUCCUCCUGAGAAUACCAAGUGUGUGUGGAUUGGAAGCUCGGAUGGCUUGUUCAUAUUUAACUUAGCAAACUUUGAAUUGGAAGCUGUUUUACUUUACAAAGACUUUCUAGGCCUCAGCAUUAAAGUUGCUGGAUCAUGUGCCAUAAUGAACAAAACCAUAAACGAAAAGACCUUUUGCUUGCUCACGUCCAUGUUUGGAAAUAAGAUAGCUGUGUUGGAAAUCAACCUCGCUGCUCUCGUGAGGUCUCAGCAGGGCCCUGGCAUGGGGAAGGGCCUUUCUGUGUUGGCAAGUUCCUGUGUUUUACCAACCUCUCCACUGUAUUUUGGAGUUGUUGAGAAGAAAAGAACUAAGCCUGUUGGUCGAAAGCUAUCUGCUGCCCGGAGUUCUGUCCAGGACCAGCCACUGGUCUUCCACAGUAAAGUCAGGUCAUCGGGCUACGCCUCCGCUCCUCAUGUAACUAUGUUUUCACCAAAGACUAAUAUUAAAAGUGAUGGUAAAAGAUCUUCAAAAUGCAAGAACGGUUACAAAUGCAAAGAAUAUCCUCUGGAGAGUACCCUGCCAGGCCGCCUUCGAGAGCAGGUUGCUGUGGCUGAGGCUCCAACCAUGGUGUGCUGCCUGCAGUAUUCAGGUGAUGGCCAGCGGCUAGCCUGUGGCUUAGCCAACCAUUUACUGCUUGUCUUCGAUGCCAGCCUUACUGGAACUCCAGCUGCUUUUUCAGGUCAUGACGGGCCGGUGAGCACGGUCAGCUGGAGUCACAGUGGGGAGUGGCUGGUGUCCGCGUCCCCGGACAGGUCCCUGAGGCUGUGGUCGGCGCAAGGGGCUGUGCACACGGUGCUCCUGGGAAAAGACGUGUUCCCUAAGCCGAUACAGUUUGCACAGUUUUAUUAUAUAGACGCUUUUAUAUUGCUGUCGUCUGGCCCGGAAUUUCAUCUUCUAAAGUAUCACGUCGACACUCGCAGAGAUGAGAUAAAAAGGUAUAAACAGAAGAGUAAGUGUCAACCAGUUCACAGGCUCUCUAUGGCGAACGCUGCAGAGAUUACCAGCUUGUCAGCAGCGAACGAUUUCUAUUCCUACAUCGUGCUUACGGCCGGCCGAAACAGAACUUUAGAAAUUUUUGACCUCAAUGCCAGCUGCAGUGCGGCCGUGAUCCCAGAAGCCCAUUCUCGACCUGUCCAUCAGAUUUGUCAAAACAAAGGAUCACCCUUUGCAGUCCAACAACCUGAGGCUUAUAAUCUUUUCCUCACUGCAGCUGUGGGUGACGGGAUAAAACUGUGGGACAUGAGGACUCAGAGGUGUGAGCGCCGCUUUGAGGGACAUGCAAAUCGCUGUCACCCGUGUGGGGUUGCCCUCAGCGCUUGUGGGCGGCAUGUGGCCUGUGGUGCAGAGGACAGAUAUGUCUACCUGUAUGAAAUGGGGUCAAGCACUUUUUCCCGCAGGCUAGGAGGACACACAGAUACAGUCACCCGGGUGGCUUUCAGCCCCUCUGCUCCCCAGGUACAGCUUUACUGCGUGUAGGGCACCGGCACCACACACAGGUCUUGCAUCAUGGUUCUUGGAUCUGUUAGACUUUAUUUUGGUGAAAUUUUGCUUUCAUGAAUACAUAUCAGGUUUCACUGAAUGCUAGGAGAAGAACUGAAGAGAGAAACCUUUAUGUGAGAUAAAACAAUCUAGUGUGUUUUCUUCUGUAAGAAGAUACACUCAGUGCCUUUGCACAUUCAAUCUAACAGAAAUAUAGAAAAGCAUGGAACUGAGAUUUAGAAAAAUAUGGAAAUAUCCAUAGCAAGUAUGGUUAUAUUUUGGACGUGAACACUGUAGUUAAAGUAGAAGUCGUAAAGCCAGUAAAAACAGCAUUUGAAAAUUAUUAUAAAAGGAAUUUGAUGCAGGAGGACCACGACACUUCAAAAAACUUUCUUAAUUGAGAUUCAAAGAAGUCAACCUCAAUUGCAAAUCAAUUGUAUGGAAUAAUAAACAAUCAUAUAAUCAGUGUAGAGGGUGCCCUGGUGGUACAGUCGUUAAGAGCUUGGAUGCUAACCGUAAGGAUGGCAGUUCAAAUCCACAGCUGCUCCUUGGAAACCCUAUGUGGCAGUUGUACGCUGUCCUAGAGGGUUGCUAUGAGUCAGAAGCGAUGCGACUGCAAUGGCUAUGGGUAGAGGGAAAUGUUUUUAGAAGAGGUAAAAUUAUUUGAAUACUAAUUAAUCUUGAAUAUUUGUGAAUAUCUAUUUCAUUUUGUUCUUUUCAGUUUGAAACUUUGAUUCAGAGAAUAAUAUCGCGUGCUUUGGCCUGAUGUGUGAGCAUGUAUGUGUGUGAGUAUGUGUGUAAAAGCAGAGCCAUGCUGUUUGUUAAGCUGCGCUUUUUCACCAAACGAUGUAUUGUUGCAAUCCAGGGCAUGCUACAGUGCUUGGCACGUAGUUUACCCUUGAGGCAUAUUGAAAAUUGAAAACAAUGAGUAAAAUCUUGUCAUGUCAUUGACCACAGAGCCACCAUCUGCACGACCCCUUGAAGGUUUCUUAGUAUUCCCUUCCCUCAUUGAUCCUAAUUUUUUUUUUCCAGUCUGACACUGAAGGAUACUUAGAUUUACAUUUUUCUUCCCUUUUAAGAAAAUCCUGGAAUAUACAUCUUGAUUGUGCUUCAGUUAUCCCCCACAUGAGAUCAUAUUUUAUCUCCUGUAAUAUACCUGCUUUUAUUACUUAAUAAUAUGUGUUGUCAUUAUGUGUUCUGAAUAUUUUUAGUGUUUUUUUUUAAUGUUACUAGACUCCUUUUUAAUCCUUUGAAUAAGACACUUCCAGCAAGGCUGAGGGAUGAUCGAGAAUGAAAGAGAGGAGAAAAGAAUGAAGUUAAAACCCAAGCAAGUUGUGGGACAGGGAAUUUGGUGUACUGAUUUAUAGGUAGAAGACAGAUGAUAGCUGUUUAAAAAAUUCAAUAUUUGGCAUCAGAUUGUCUUUAGCAUGACUAAACUGAAGGAAUUUUUGUAAUACUGAAAAAUUUUUAAGUAAUAAGAGUAUAUAGGUUUCUGUUGCCAUUGAGAUAUUUUAAUGAAUAAAUGAAGUCAGUAUGGCCUAAAUAUAGUUUUGAGAAGGAAAGGGAAACAAAGAAAAAAUUUGUAUUUUUCAUGAACAUUAUUUCUUGAUGAAGUCUAUUGAAGAAUGGACGUUCUGGUUCAUCACCUCAAGAAACCAAGAAGCUACACAAAAUGUGAGGCUAAUGGUGGCUAGUGCCACAGGUUUAAUAUGAAGAUGGUUAUGAGUGGUGAGCAAAAUGAACUGGGGAAUAAUUAGAUUGAGCAGGGAGUGGCAUAGCAAUAAAUAAGAUGAAAUGUGAAACUGCAAAUUAGGAAAGCUAUGUAUCAGCAUCGCAUUUUAUCCCAGGAAGACUAGGCUAGGCUAGUUGACAUGUAAAAGUCAAAAGAGGAUCGGGGCUUCUCAGUGAGGGUGAAAAUAGAAGUGAUGAAGCUGAGAAAUUCCCUUUAGAAAGUUACUGGUACAAUUAUGGUUGUGUUAUUUGAAAAAUUGUCAUACAUUGUUAGUGCCGUGCUUAUACGAUGCCAGAAUAACUGGUUCUCUUAAUGAGAGGCAAGUUGUUUAUUUGGCCUUAUGUAAAUAUGAAAUGUUUUAUUCCACCAGUUGGUUAUGUUGUAUAAAUAUAGCUAAAAAUUAAUAAGAAGUAAUCUUUAAUAGUUACUGACAUUAUGACAUUGAGUGUAUAACAUAUAAAUUAUUCUUUUAGUUUAAAAAAUGUAUCUAUCUGUAUAUAUAAGUGUGUGUG